Coffea eugenioides is the source of this 1554-nucleotide messenger RNA. Its product is annotated as nuclear intron maturase 1, mitochondrial-like. The record is from RefSeq and is a predicted model, not a curated record. The transcript has a single exon. Bases 1 to 1554 code for a protein of 517 amino acids. Lineage: Eukaryota; Viridiplantae; Streptophyta; Magnoliopsida; Gentianales; Rubiaceae.
AUGCGUAUUCACCAUAUCCUCUUACUGAGAACAAAACUCAAACACCUCACCUACAAACACAUAAUCCCCCUUAUCUGCUCGCUCUCUUACCUCAAUCCUCAGCCUCAGGUGUCCCAGCAGCAGCAGCCUUCUUCUCUACGGCGACAACAAGAUCCAUACUCCCUCCUAAAAGAAGAACCGAUUCAAGUCCUCUCAGACCUCUGGGUCAAAACGUUCUCCCAACGCCAACAACCAAAGCCCUUCACCAACCUCAUUGGUUUCCUCUCAAAAUUCGAUCUCUGGGUCCUCGCUUACCGGAGAACUUGCGCCCACGUAAGCGGCACAUUCCCACCUCGUAAUACUCUUCACUUGGAUGUUCUGUGCGACGUGUUGUCACUGAGAAACGCCGUGGUUCGUAACAAGUUUUCAUGGAACUGCAAGACGCAUCAGUUUAUUCGUGGCCCCAAUGAAAAACCCCUCACCAAGUUACUCUCAAGACGCCAACUGAACCCAAUUUUGACGUCCAAGAAUCCACCGUUUCAAGAUCGUGUUGUGCAGGAGGUACUCUUCAUGAUUCUGGAACCCGUUUUUGAUCCAUGGUUUUCAUCCAAAUCACAUGCUUUUAGGCCUGGGAGGAAUGCGCAUACGGUUAUUAGGACUCUUAGGAGUAACUUUGCAGGAUACUUGUGGUUUUUGAGGGGUGAUUUAAGUCCAAUUCUUGAUGAGGUUGAUGUGAAUGUGGUAAUGCGAUGCAUUGAAAAUGCUGUGAAAGAUAAGAAAGUUCUGAACUUGAUAAAAUCUGGGUUAAAAGGUGCUUUAAAUAACGGUUUAACUGAUGUUGAAUGUGAAGGGAAAAUGAAGAAGAGCAAGAGGAAAAAAGGGCGGACAAAGAAGAGAAUCUUGAGUGAGAAUGAGCCAAAGCCAGGCCUGUAUUGGUUGAGAACGUUUUUCAAUUUUGCUCCUGAGGAGGCUGCAAAGGUGCUGAACUAUGGAUAUUGCGGGAUACUUAGUCCUUUGAUGGCUAAUGUGUGUCUGAAUGAGCUUGAUCAAAUGAUGGAAGAGAAGAUAAUUGAGUUCUUUAAGCCCUGUGAACAAGAUUCCAUAUGGAAGUACUCGAUAGACGAUGGCUAUCAUAACCCUUAUUGGCCGGAGUUCGUUCCAUCUGGUGGGAAGGAGAAGACGAGGAAGAUGGAUUACGUUAGAUUUGGGGGUCAUUUUCUGAUUGGGAUUCGGGGAACUAGAGAUGAAGCAGUGGGAAUUAGGAAGGAUAUAAUUGAGUUUUGUGAAAACAAUUUUGGCAUAAGGCUAGACAAUUCCAAAUUUGAGAUUGAGCAUAUUACUAGGGGAAUUGAUUUUUUGGAUCACACACUGUGUCGUAGGAUCAUAUAUCCUACUCUUCGUUACACUGGGACAGGUGGAAAGAUAGUCAGUGAGAAAGGUGUAGGAACUCUGCUUUCAGUCACAGCUAGUUUACAGCAGUGCAUUCGUCAAUUUAGAAGGCUCGAAUUUGUGAAAGGUUGUAACGCCCCGAGGCAGAAGAAAAGGGAAAAAUGGCUGGUGAAUAGUAUUUUGUGA